AUGAAGAGAGUUUCUGCGACCCCCGGAUGCCCAGGAUGCGCCAACCCACUCCUCCAAGCUCGCAAAUUCCCCCAUGAUCCAACCACACUCAGUUGCGCUCCCAAGGCAAGCAACCCAAGCGGCCGCCAACUCCCACUAGUGAGUCCGCCGUACUCUAUUGCAACCCGCCGUAGCCACGUUUCCGGGACCAUGGGUGGGCUGGUCGCCUCUUUGAGAUAUCCUUUUAUUUCGCCCAUCCCGUUGCCCGUCCUGGCGGUUCUCCCUCAAACAGCCAAGCUCGGCUUCUUCUCGCCUGCUUCAGCUCCUUCCCUUGUUGCCUGGGCUCGUCCCGGACAGAUAUUACAAGACCUAGUCGGCUGCUUCCUUGGUAGCCAAACCCACGACGCACUGUUCUCGCAACUCCCUGCCUACGUCACCGUUUCUGACAAGCCUUGUUGCGCCACGGCCAGCUCUUGCUCAGAAACCCUGCCAUUUCGAUUACUCGAUAUCAGACUUGUUUCACCUUGGUCAUAUCUGGUUGUCUCGCCUACUUUUGCGCCGCUCACGGCUUCCUUUCUUGGCGCCUUCUUGCUGCCGCCGUGGCUACCACCUUCCCACGCAAUCACCCAUCCUUGCGCCUGA
Molecule: messenger RNA, 621 nt
Organism: Cordyceps militaris CM01
Lineage: Eukaryota; Fungi; Ascomycota; Sordariomycetes; Hypocreales; Cordycipitaceae
Exons: 2
Coding region: 1-621 (206 amino acids)
Source: RefSeq, a predicted model, not a curated record